Messenger RNA from Parathielavia appendiculata, 950 nucleotides. RefSeq lists its product as uncharacterized. The transcript has 3 exons. The record is from RefSeq and is a predicted model, not a curated record. Lineage: Eukaryota; Fungi; Ascomycota; Sordariomycetes; Sordariales; Chaetomiaceae. Bases 320 to 676 code for a protein of 118 amino acids.
UUGACUUACUAUCGCGGCACAGAAUCCGGCAAUAUCACACUGACCGCGUGGAGCGUCGCUGCUCGUACGAUCACCAUUCAAAGCCUUGUAAGGUGGGAGGUCUCGGCUCGGUACGAAAGCGUCAUGGAAAGCUGAAUCCAUUUCUCGUGUUGUUGGCGGUGUUAUUGUGGACAUGAGAUGGGUAUAAAAGCUUCGAGACGUGCCCGAGAAUCGAAGAAAUCAUCUCCAACACACACCUCUGAGGACAAUCCCCUAUCCCUUCGCAAACGAGACACAAACACACGCACCUUCUUUGACUCGUCAACGAAUCAUCAUCAACAUGAAGUUCUCCGCCACCUCCAUCGCCGCCAUGGUCGCCACCCUGGCCUCCACCGGCUUAGCGACCGUGUUCACGGGCACUCGCACUGGCAUCGACGGAAGUCAGGCCGCGGUCGCCUGGACGAACGGCACCCCGGACCUCUGCUCCGGCUUCGGCAAGAUCGUUGACGGCACGGGCAACCCGUGCGGCCGCGACUUCUUUGUCGACGGCAGCAACGGCCCCUUCCGCCUCGAGGGCUGCGGCGGUGCCGGUCUCACCCUGUUCCGCAGCGGCCAGUUCAACGCCAACUGCCGGUUCCAGCAGCGCACCUUCAAUUGCCCUGGCGGGGCUCGGAUCCGUCAGGACUGGGUCUGCUAGGUGCCUUACCUAACUAAGCACAUGCUCCGUUCUGGAUGUGCCAGCCGCGAGGAGAUGAUGCAUGUGAAGUGUUGCGGAGGAGACGCUGCAAGUUCAAAUUAGAUUUGAGGGAAAGGGGGGAUCAAUUAUGGCUGGUAGUCUGCGGAGACUCUGUAGUUUCAACAACUACAGACUUUUGAUAUAUUACACAUUGAGACUUCUCUGGGGUAUUCAUGACUGGGACUAUCAUGAGAAGAAGUCCUCUACAUGACCGAAGGCUCAAUCUGCAUAAGUG